CAAAUCCCCCCCUCUCCUCCUUUAUCCUCCCACUUCUCACACUCAAAGAUUUCUUUUCUUUUAAUUCAUUACCCAAUGAAGCAGCUCAUCCGCCGUCUCUCCCGCGUCGCCGAUGCUUCCUCCCAGUAUAGCCUUCUCCGUUCCGACACCGCCUCCACGCGCCAUCGCAUCACGCGUCGGGCUGAAUCUUUCCGUAUCGCGGUCGCUUCCUUGAAAAAGCCGGCGCGCCGUUCUGUCCCCGAAGGUCACGUGCCGGUCUACGUGGGGGAAGAGAUGGAGCGGUUCCUGGUGAACGCAGAGUUGCUGAACCACCCGGUUUUUGUUAGCUUGCUUAAUAAAUCGGCUCAGGAGUACGGGUAUGACCAAAAAGGGGUACUUCAUAUUCCGUGUCACGUUCUGGUUUUUGAACGGGUUAUGGAAGCGUUGAGACUGGGGGCUGACCUACGUGGCCUCCAGGACCUCCUUCGUUCUUUCUCCGACGACUGUUUUCUCGAUUUAUAAGAGUGAAGCAGGAACAAAAAGGAGGUCGUUGUUUUUUGUUGUCUUGUCUUGUCUUUGUGUAAAUAGAAAGGGCAAUUUAGCGUUAUUCUAGUAGUGUUUUCACUUCAUUGUAAAGAGGACUGGACACAAAUGGAGGAUUUCUUUCUUCUUUUCUAUGUUUUUGUUUCAAUUUUAAAUUUAUUUUAAAAUAAGAAAGUUGAUCAGACAA
This is a messenger RNA of Gossypium raimondii (Peruvian cotton), 709 nucleotides long. RefSeq names its product auxin-responsive protein SAUR71. The transcript has a single exon. The record is from RefSeq and is a predicted model, not a curated record. Gene Ontology annotation, biological process: response to auxin. Lineage: Eukaryota; Viridiplantae; Streptophyta; Magnoliopsida; Malvales; Malvaceae. Bases 76 to 501 code for a protein of 141 amino acids.